Molecule: messenger RNA, 462 nt
Organism: Striga hermonthica
Lineage: Eukaryota; Viridiplantae; Streptophyta; Magnoliopsida; Lamiales; Orobanchaceae
Source: the annotation of a GenBank genome assembly
AUGGAGGGCGGUGGUGGCUCAGCCGGCAAUUCUUGUCUGAUGGCUUUCGGAGAGAACCAUAAUAACAAUAAUAACAAUGGGUUUUUUCCCAUGAUUAUGAUUCCUCAGAUGGCUCCUUCUUCUCAGCCGCCGGACGGUGGAAACACCUUGUUUCUCCCAUUACCGGCGGCCCACCAAGACCUUAACCGCGACGGCGGAUCCGCCGCCGGCGGCGGCGGCUCGUCCAUGAUGCUUGAAGAUCACCAAAAUCAUGGUAAUAACAACACGAGCACUGGGUAUUAUUUUAUGGAGAACACAAAUGAGGCGGGAAACUGUACCGCCAAGGCAAAGAUCAUGGCUCAUCCUCACUACCAUCGUCUCUUGUCUGCUUACGCUAAUUGUCAGAAGGCGUACGUUAAUUACAACCUUGGCCUGAUGAGCAGUGUCAUAACUCGUCACUUGGUUCAGGAUCCGGAGUUCUGA